This is a messenger RNA of Vicia villosa (hairy vetch), 1877 nucleotides long. RefSeq lists its product as uncharacterized. Lineage: Eukaryota; Viridiplantae; Streptophyta; Magnoliopsida; Fabales; Fabaceae. The transcript has a single exon. The record is from RefSeq and is a predicted model, not a curated record. Bases 104 to 1027 code for a protein of 307 amino acids.
AUCAUUUUUUUCUACAAAGUCAAACAAAAUUUUUCUUCAAAGGAAACAAACUCUCUCUGUUCAACAUAAACACGAGUUUUGAGUUUUGUUGACUGUCUGAAAGAUGAACACUCCUCUAAAACACAUUUCUGAAUGCUUCAUCAAACCACAUCCCCCAAUCGAAGACUCGAAUCAAAUAUGCUAUUUAGCACCUUGGGAUAUUUGCAUGUUAUCUGCCAACUAUAUCCAAAAAGGACUCCUCUUCAAAAAACCAACAUCAUCACUAGUUAAUCAACCAGAUUUCAUCGACAAUCUGUUGAUAAAACUCAAACACUCUCUUUCUCUCACACUUUUCCAUUUCUAUCCCCUCUCAGGACGUCUUGUUACUCACAAAACCCAAGAUCCUCCAUCUUACACUAUUUUUGUCGAUUGCAAAAACAGUCCCGGAGCUAAAUUUAUCUAUGCAACUUCAGAUAUCACCAUAGAUGAUAUCCUAUCUCCCAUUAACGUUCCACCCAUUGUUCAAUCGUUUUUUGAUCACCAUAAAGCAGUCAACCAUGAUGGUCACACCAUGUCUUUGUUGUCUAUUCAAGUCACUGAAUUAUUGGAUGGUGUUUUCAUAGGUUGUUCCAUGAACCACUCUCUUGGUGAUGGAACUGCUUAUUGGAAUUUCUUUAACACACUUUCUGAAAUAUUUCAAAAUGAUGCUAGUGUUCCUGUUCCCAUUUCACACCAACCCAUCCAUAAUAGGUGGUUUCCAGAAGGUUAUGGUCCAAUUAUCAACCUUCCUUUCAAACAUCACGACGAGUUUAUUCACAGGUCUGAAGCACCUAUUUUGAGAGAAAGAAUCUUCCAUUUCUCAGCCGAGUCUAUAGCUAAACUUAAAGCAAAGGCUAACAAAGAAUCCAAGACAACAAAAAUCUCUUCUUUCCAAUCAUUGUCAGCACUAGUUUGGAGAUCUAUAACUCGUGCACGUCAACUACAUCAUGAUCAGACAACAACUUGCAAAUUGUCAACUACAUCUAGAGUAGAAAGCUAUGUGAUCUAAGGGACCCGUCUGACAGUGAUCUUACGGCCGAAAUGGUAUAUCAUUUGGUGCAGUAUAGUCAAGAAGCAUUAUGAAGGGCUCAGUCGAUCGAUUCUCUUUGAGUGAGAAGAAUGCACAAUCACGUGGUUUAUCCCCAGUGUAUUCAUCAACAUAUGACCAGUUGGAGAUGCAUAGAAAGUGAUGGAGGAUCCAUGUUAGAAUAUAGUACACAUGAAUUAUUAAUAAUGACGUAGUGCAAAUGUCAUGAAAAUGGUAUAGUAAUAGUAUAGGAUGCAGAUAUAUUAUCUUAAACAACGUGUAACUAGAUAUUAUCUGUUUGGUCUUCCAAAGACAGCCUUCAACUAACUUCGAGUAUAGGUAAACUAAACAAGUGGCCCCUAUAUGUACUCAUGAAUCCUUUUGAAGCCAAUGAAAUAUAUAAGGCAAACCACAUCGGCGUAAUAGGCAUUCUUGUCCACAAAUAUGGACGUGUAAACCAAGUACAUGAGGUAUGACGUUAAUGCACUUGCUAUAUGAUGCAUAACUUGUGCAUCAUCACUAUCAGCCUCCACUGCCGUAACCAGGUGGUGUACAUAUAGGUUCUUCAGGAAUCCAAAUCUAGCUAGACACCCUAUGGUGUCUUUAAUCUCCUUUAGGGCAUCCUUUGGGAUAACUCCCAAAUAGUUCACCAUCAUAUCCAGUGCAUUAGAUUUGGUCAUCCUAGAAUGGUCUACUAAUGUUCCCUUGAUCAAAAGAUGUAGCAAGGACGACACAUCAUCUAGUGUGAUGAACAUCUCAUCAUGCAAAAGAUGAAAAAAAUGACGUCUCAGAGUGCCAUCUCUCAACGAACGUUGACAACAUACCAUGGUUA